AUGCCUACCCGUUUCUCGAAGACUCGCGCGCACCGAGGCCACGUCAGUGCCGGUCACGGCCGUGUUGGCAAGCACCGCAAGCACCCGGGUGGUCGUGGUCUCGCCGGUGGUCAGCACCACCACCGCACCAACUUCGACAAGUACCACCCUGGUUACUUCGGCAAGGUUGGUAUGCGCCACUACCACCUCCUGAAGAACCACUACCACUGCCCCACCAUCAACAUCGACAAGCUUAUCUCGCUUCCCGAGGCCCAGGCUGAGGUUCCCUCCGGGUCGGUUCCCGUGAUUGACCUUGUCAACCUCGGCAAGUUCAAGCUUCUCGGCAAGGGCAAGCUCGACCGCCCCUUCAUCGUCAAGACCCGCUUCGUCUCGAAGCAGGCCGAGCAGAAGAUCAAGGAGGCCGGUGGUGUCGUCAAGCUCGUUGCCUAA
Molecule: messenger RNA, 429 nt
Organism: Cutaneotrichosporon oleaginosum
Lineage: Eukaryota; Fungi; Basidiomycota; Tremellomycetes; Trichosporonales; Trichosporonaceae
Product: 60S ribosomal protein uL15
Biological process (GO): translation
Cellular component (GO): cytosolic large ribosomal subunit; ribosome
Molecular function (GO): structural constituent of ribosome
Source: RefSeq, a predicted model, not a curated record